AUGAAGAGAAGACGAGGGGAUUUGUCCGUGCGAGGAGUUGAGAAACGUGGAAGCGACACGCCCAACCGUAAGCGACUAACCGUUGCCAUUGCGGCGACUGUGCUGCUGGUUAGCCGGUUGGAUCGCGAUGCGGGGACUCCCCGCUUGCGUGGCGCCGAGAGAGUGAUCAGAGCCCUACGCUCCCAUGUGAAACCACCCGAGAAUACGGUGAACGGCACGGAUGCGAGUGCUGCGUCGAAUGAGCGUUUGCAAAUCGUCGAGAUGAUGCGGCACGCUUGGAACAACUACAAGCUGUACGCGUGGGGCAAGAACGAGCUGAAGCCGAUCUCGAAGCGGGCGCACCUGUCCAGCGUGUUCGGGGCGGGCGACCUGGGCGCCACCAUUGUCGACGGCCUGGACACCUUGUAUCUGAUGGGGCUGAUGGACGAGUUCCGCGAGGGCCGCGACUGGGUGGCCGAGCACUUGCACUUCCGCGAUAUCGACUCGGACCUGUCCGUCUUCGAGACCACGAUCAGGUUCGUGGGCGGUCUGCUCUCGUGCUACGCGCUCACCGGUGACACCGUGUUCAGGGACAAGGCGGCCGAGGUGGCGGACGCUCUUCUGCCUGCCUUCGAUACCCCCACCGGCCUGCCCUUCUCCUUGAUCAACCCCUCCACCAAGGCGAGCCGCCAGUACCACUGGGCCGGGCCGAACAGCAUCCUCUCGGAAAUAGGCACCCUGCACCUGGAGUUCACCUACCUCAGCGACGUGACCGGCAAGGAUGUGUACAAGAAGAAAGUGGACCGGAUCCGCGAAGUUCUGAACACCAUCGAGAAACCCGGGGACCUUUAUCCCAACUUCAUCAACCCGCGAACAGGACAGUGGGGGCAGAGGCACAUGUCGCUCGGCGCGCUCGGGGACUCGUUCUACGAGUACCUGCUGAAGGCGUGGCUCGUCUCCGGCAAGGGGGACGCGCAGGCGCGCGAGAUGUUCGACGCGGCGAUGCACGCGGCGCUCGACAAGAUGCUGCGCGUCUCGCCCAACGGGCUCACCUAUCUCGCCGAGCUCAAGUACGGCCGGAUACUGGACGACAAGAUGGACCACCUCUCCUGCUUCGCCGGUGGUAUGUUCGCUUUGGCGUCCACGACGCUGGACAACGCCGUGUCCGAGCGGUACAUGGACGUGGCGCGGCGGCUCACGAACACAUGCCACGAGAGCUACGUGCGCUCAGAGACCAAGCUGGGCCCGGAGGCCUUCAAGUUCUCCGGCGCCGUGGAGGCGCGCGCCCAGAAGAGCAACGAGAAGGUGUACCUGCUGCGGCCGGAGACCUUCGAGAGCUACUUCAUCAUGUGGCGGCUGACCAAGGAGCAGAAGUACCGCGACUGGGGCUGGGAAGCGGUGCAGGCCCUGGAGAAACAUUGCCGAGUGCAGGGCGGCUACACGGGCUUGGUCAAUGUCUACCACAAGAAGCCCCAGGGUGAUGAUGUGCAGCAGAGCUUCUUCCUCGCCGAGACGCUCAAGUACCUUUACCUGCUGUUCUCGGACGACUCGCUGUUGCCCCUGGACGAGUGGGUGUUCAACACGGAGGCGCACCCCUUCCCCGUCAAGGGCAAAAACCCCCUGUACCGGGCCGCCGAGAAGCCAGCGGAAACCAAAGAGAACCGCGUC
This is a messenger RNA of Iphiclides podalirius (scarce swallowtail), 1647 nucleotides long. Lineage: Eukaryota; Metazoa; Arthropoda; Insecta; Lepidoptera; Papilionidae. The record is from the annotation of a GenBank genome assembly.